AUGGCAAGCAAGCAUCAUCCGCAUCUCGUGCGUCUGUUGGGCUACUGCAUCGACUUUGACCCGUCCAUACGAACCAUGGAGCAGAUUCUUGUCUAUGAGCUCAUGCCCAACGGCGACCUUGCCAGCUGGAUCGGUCUCGGCAUCUCCAAUCCUCUUUCGCUGCGCCAAAGGCUGGACAUUCUGAUUGGAGUGGCCAAGGGGUUGCAGUACCUUCAUGACUUCAACAUUGUCCAUCGCGACAUCAAGCCGGCCAACAUUCUCCUUGAUGGAAAAAUGCAGGCAAAGGUUGCAGACUUUGGGCUCGUGAAGCUGUGUGGAAGCACAUCCAUGUGCUCAUCCUUGCCUUCCACUCGCGUGGUGGGAACGCUGGGCUAUGUGGACCCUGAAUACUACAAUUCUCAGAAGGCCUCUCCAGCCGCAGAUGUGUACAGGCGAGUACAUUGGCAUAACACAGUCCAUGGAUGGCAUUAA
Closterium sp. NIES-65 is the source of this 471-nucleotide messenger RNA. Lineage: Eukaryota; Viridiplantae; Streptophyta; Zygnematophyceae; Desmidiales; Closteriaceae. The record is from the annotation of a GenBank genome assembly.